Messenger RNA from Pistacia vera, 427 nucleotides. Its product is annotated as 15.4 kDa class V heat shock protein. The record is from RefSeq and is a predicted model, not a curated record. NCBI's taxonomy places the organism in Eukaryota, Viridiplantae, Streptophyta, Magnoliopsida, Sapindales, Anacardiaceae. The transcript has 2 exons. The coding region runs from base 1 to 375 and encodes 124 amino acids. Gene Ontology annotation, biological process: response to heat; response to salt stress; response to hydrogen peroxide.
AUGGAGUUUCCUACUUAUCAAUAUCAGCCAUCUCCCUGGCACUACCUCCUCACCUCUCCAGCCAUAUUUUCUUAUCCCAUCAUCCCUCAAAACUAUGUUCACUGGACACAGACACCGGAGUCUCACAUUUUCUCUGCUGACCUUCCUGGUGUGAGGAAAGAAGAGAUAAAAGUGGAAGUUGAAGACUCAAUAUACCUGAUAAUUCGAACAGAGGCCAUUGAUGAGUCAAGGUGCCCGUUCAUGAGAAAAUUUCGGCUUCCGGGUAUGGUUAAUAUUGAUGGAAUAACAGCUUCUUAUGAAGAUGGUGUUUUGAGAGUUAGUGUCCCAAGAAGGGGUUUCUUUAUUCAUCCAGCUGAUGUCCCUCAAAACACUUGAACUUCUUGCAAGAGCUGCUUAAUUACCUAUCAUUAUAAAGUUUUUUAGUUUA